AGUUGCGGCACUCUGCCACUGGCAACCCAACGGAAGCCACUCAGAGAGGGCUAGGCCACCAGGAAAUUCACCAGCCCGUGCUGCCUGUUGGCCAUGAGCGAGCUCCCCUGUCUGAUCAGACACAGGACCUUCGACUGCCAAGUAAAGGGCAGUCACCAGAGCUCCUUGGAGGAGGGUCCUACGGGAACCUCCAGGCCGCGCCACAGCCUGAGUGUCCUGCAUGUCUCCUACAGCGUCAGCAGUUAUGUUGGACCCUGGUGGGAUGUUGCCUCUCGCCGGCAGCGGUGGGACAGGCAGAUUCUCAAAGACAUUUCCUUGUACGUGGAGAGUGGGCAGAUCAUGUGCAUCCUAGGGAGCUCAGGCUCAGGGAAGACCACCCUGCUGGACGCCAUAUCAGGGAGGCUUCGGCGCACGGGCACCCUGCACGGGGAGGUGUGCGUCAAUGGCCAGACGCUGCGCAGGGACCAGUUCCAGGACUGCUUCUCCUACGUCAUGCAGAGCGACACCUUCCUGAGCAGCCUCACGGUGCGCGAGACCCUGCGCUACACGGCCAUGCUGACCACGCGCCGCGGCUCCGCAGACUUACUGCAGAAGAAGGUGGAGGCUGUCAUGGCAGAGCUGAAUCUGAGUCACGUGGCAGACCAAGUGAUUGGCAAUUACAGCUUCGGGGGCAUUUCCAGUGGCGAGCGGCGCCGGGUCUCCAUUGCCGUCCAGCUCCUCCAGGACCCCAAGAUCAUGAUGUUUGAUGAGCCAACCACAGGCCUGGACUCCAUGACUGCCAACCAGAUCGUCCAUCUCCUGGCUGAGCUGGCUCGCAGGGACCGCAUCGUGAUCCUCACAAUCCACCAGCCCCGCUCUGAGCUCUUCCAGCACUUUGACAAAAUCGCCAUCCUCACCUUUGGAGAGUUGGUUUUCUGCGGUACCCCAGUGGAGAUGCUUGAUUUCUUCAACAACUGUGGUUACCCCUGUCCUGACCAUUCCAACCCUUUUGACUUCUAUAUGGACCUGACAUCAGUGGAUUCUCAAAGCAAAGAACGAGAAAUAGAAACCUACAAGAGAGUCCAGAUGUUUGAAUCUUCCUACAAAGAGUCAGCGAUCUGUCACAGAACUUUGGAGAAUAUUGAAAGAACAAAACACCUGAAAACCUUACCAGCGGUUCCUUUCAAAACCAAAGAUCUUCCUGGAGCUCUCUGUAAGCUGGGGGUCCUCUUGAGGAGAGUGACCAGAAACUUACUGAGAAAUAAGCAAGCACUGAUGAUGCGUCUCCUCCAGAAUCUGAUCAUGGGUUUGUUCGUCACCUUCUUCCUCCUGCGGGUCCAAAACGACAUGCUGAAGGGUGCUGUCCAGGACCGCGUGGGUCUCCUGUACCAGUUUGUGGGCGCUACCCCAUACACAGGCAUGCUUAAUGCUGUGACUCUGUUUCCCGUGCUGCGAGCUGUCAGUGACCAGGAGAGUCUGGAUGGCCUGUAUGAGAAGUGGCAGAUGCUGCUGGCCUACAUGCUGCACAUCCUCCCCUUCAGCAUCAUUGCCACUGUGCUUUUCAGCAGUGUCAGCUACUGGGCUCUGGGCCUGUAUCCUGAGGCUGCCCGAUUUGGCUAUUUCUCUGCUGCGCUCUUGGCCCCUCACUUGAUUGGUGAAUAUUUAACUCUCGUGCUACUUGGUAUAGUCCAGAACCCAAAUAUUGUCAACAGUAUAGUGGCUCUGCUGAGCAUCGCUGGGCUGCUGGUUGGAUCUGGAUUUGUCAGAAAUGUAGAAGAAAUGAACUUUCCUUUUAGAAUCUACAGGUAUUUCACAUUCCAAAAAUAUUGCUGUGAGAUUCUUAUAGUCAAUGAGUUCUAUGGACUGAAUUUCACUUGUGGCAACUCAGCUAAUUCCGAGAUCACUAAUCCAUUGUGCGCCAUGACUCAAGGAAUUCAAUUCAUUGAAACAACCUGUCCAGGUGCAACAUCCAGAUUCACAGCAAACUUUCUGAUCUUAUAUGUAUAUAUCCCAGUUCUGGUUAUCCUAGGGAUAGUUGUUUUUAAAAUAAGGGACCACCUCAUUAGCAGAUAGAACAGAGUACUGCCAGGAGAUGGAACUUCAGCUGUCAAGAUGUGGAUGACCAUUUCGAAUACCUGAAGUAAGAUCACCGUGGAUUUCUGGAUUUCUUCUUUGGUGGGACCUUGUCUUUCCACUACAAGACUUUACCUGCGUGCUUCAGAUCCACAUAGGCCUCAGGUGCCACGGAAAUGGGUCACAGCUUCUUGUUAUUCCAACCUGUUGGGACGUGUGGUGUUUGAAAAUUGUGACUGAACUGGUCCAUGAAUGUAAAUAAUAAUCCAUAAGCCUACGGAAGAUGAGUGUGGAUAUUUGUUUUCCUUCUUCUACAUACAGAAAAAUGAGUCAAUUUGCAAAUUUUGCUUACAUUUGAUAGAGACUUUGGUAAAAAGAAAUGUUUAAAUGAUUACUGACUAGAAGUAACAGAGAACAAGUUAAAGGUUUGUUGAAACAGAGACUCACGUAGAAUUAGGUAAGGAGGUUUUAGCUAUCAUUUAAUAUCCACAUUUGCUAGGUGUGGGGGUGCAUACUUGUGAUACCAGCUACUGAGAGGCUGAAGUAAGAGGAUUGCAAGUUUGAGGCCAAAAU
This is a messenger RNA of Octodon degus (degu), 2625 nucleotides long. It is a transcript of the gene Abcg5, whose product is annotated as ATP binding cassette subfamily G member 5. The transcript is spliced from 13 exons. The record is from RefSeq and is a predicted model, not a curated record. Bases 94 to 2052 code for a protein of 652 amino acids. Gene Ontology annotation, molecular function: ATP hydrolysis activity; ATP binding; ABC-type transporter activity. Gene Ontology annotation, biological process: cholesterol homeostasis. NCBI's taxonomy places the organism in Eukaryota, Metazoa, Chordata, Mammalia, Rodentia, Octodontidae. Gene Ontology annotation, cellular component: plasma membrane.